This is a messenger RNA of Colletotrichum truncatum, 255 nucleotides long. Lineage: Eukaryota; Fungi; Ascomycota; Sordariomycetes; Glomerellales; Glomerellaceae. The record is from RefSeq and is a predicted model, not a curated record.
AUGUACCUCUGGAUCGUCCUCCGCUUGUUCCAGGCCAUCGACUCGCACUCCGGUUACGAUUUCCCCUGGUCCCUGCGACACUUCUUGCCCUUCUGGGCUGGUGCUGCGCAUCACGAUAUUCAUCACGAGAAAUUCAUCGGCAACUAUUCCUCGAGCUUCACGUGGUGGGACACUCUCAUGGACACGGAGGCCGGUGCCGAGGCUCACCAGCGCAGGCGCGAGAAGAAGAUGGCCCAGUUGAAGAAGGCUCAGUAG